This is a messenger RNA of Cottoperca gobio, 2752 nucleotides long. It is a transcript of the gene c11h6orf136, whose product is annotated as chromosome 11 C6orf136 homolog. The coding region runs from base 318 to 1592 and encodes 424 amino acids. The record is from RefSeq and is a predicted model, not a curated record. Lineage: Eukaryota; Metazoa; Chordata; Actinopteri; Perciformes; Bovichtidae. The transcript has 7 exons.
UGAUGGGUCUUUUGUGCUACAUGAAGGCAGUACCACAAUUUCCAAUAACAGUGAAGGCAGCAUUACGACGGGGUGCGUGAGGCGUGUUUAGCCGGGCAAGGACCAGAGGCAAGGACACGGCGCUGGAAUGACAUUUGUCCUUUUUCCUCUCUUUUCUGCGGUCUCAGGUUUGUCGAGGUAGAGGGCCCACUGCUGUAGUUGGGAAUCAUCCAGAGCCAUAAAGUCCUAAGGUUGGGAGUCUGUGUGUCUUUGCGGUAUCUUCGGUGCUGUGGGUGAUGGUCAGCUGGUAACUGGGGCUUCCCCUGCUCCUGUGGUGAAUGGCUGUGAGCAGAGGGGGUGCCGCCUUCUGGGUGGGUUGUGUCCGCAGCCAUGGCAGAAGGCAAGCUAUCAGAAAUCAGAGUGGGAGUCUCUGUCAGGCAGUCGACUGGCACUGGAUCCGUCAACCACGCUCCCUGAGCAGUGCAUCAUGGGCCCUGGUGCCCCCCAACAGCCUGAGAUAUCAGAACAUUAGGCAGCCGAUACUUUCCCACCCGUUCCACCAUGCUAGCCAGCCUCAAACGGGAGGUUACUAUGAGGAAGAAUGGGAGGAGUCUCUCAGCGUGUGUGUGCUGGUGCGACAGGGCGAGUCAGACGGCCUCCACACCCUGCUGGAGAUCCCUCUGUUCAGUCACAAUAAACUAGGAGAGCUCCUCGGCAUGGGGGCUCAGAAAUACUCUCAGUUCUCCUUCCCGUUGACCACGGUGGACGGCAGCAGAGAGGAUGACAUCAGCGUUGACGGCUUCAAGAGAAACAGUGUUGAUACUAUAAAGAGAGAACAUGGCUGUUUCAGAAGCCUGUUUGAAGCAGAAAGGUGUCCUGCACCGUUUAUGUACGGCUCUCAGUUUUAUUGUUUUCAUUGCCCAGGCACAGAGCCGGUACCUGGCAGCAGGCUGAAAUCUAGGCAGUAUAUUGGACUUCACAACAAGCCUGUGGAUCUGCCUCUGCUGCCUCACAUCUCUCUGUGUAGCCAUGCAGAGGAAGAGCAUACUGAAAGAGAUAGUGAAAGAGAAAGGAAACUGGCCAUGAUGUAUGAAAGACUGAGGAUAGAGCUUCCACGUUUCUUUUUGAUGAACCAUGAUUACACCAUGUACUCAAAUGAUAUGGAAUUCAUCAAUGGCCUCAUGGAUACCAAGACCAGAGGCCGUACAGUGUACCAGCUUACCCUCUCCCUGUGGCGCUUCCUGUGUCUAUGUUACUACGCCAAGGCUCGGCUGGAGUUGCUGAAGCUCACUAAGCACCUGGAGGACGGGACUAUUAAGGCUCGGUGGAGGAUCAAUGGCCUUCCCUUCCACUCUCUGCUGCUGCGCUUCUACCGUAAAGACAAAUCUCAACUGUACAGGUCAUAUGAUGCAUUCUCUACUUUUUACAUUGGACAAGAUGGACUCAUUCACUGUCAUAAAGUUGAAAAGGUGAUGCCGGAUCAACCUCCUGUCCUGCCCAGAGUGACUACUCUCCUGGCGGGGGCUCUGGUUGCGCUGGGGGUGCAGGAGCAUCGACCAGCUCUCAACCUGCUGCCCCUCAUCUUGUCCUCGCUGCUACAGAGCAGAAACUGACGAUUAGAGGAACAAUGGCCGAUGGAAUCAAGGUUCAUGGGACUCAACAUUCUCAACAUAGGAACACGUUAAAAUGGAUGCAAGAGUUUUAAUUUGAUGAUUAACGCUGCUUUUCCAUGUUUAACCUGAAUACAAUGUUAAACUCAACAUUUCAGAUGUUGCUGAACAUCAGAACAUCCUUCAUGAAGACAGAAACCUCAAAGAUGUAGGUGUGAGGAGGAACAUGUGACGAUGCAAAAGGGUAACACAAAGUCCUGAUUGUGAAUCUCAUGUCUGUACACUAAAAAGAAAAUUCCUGUAUUCUUCAACCUGGGUCUUAAUUGGGUCAACAUAAAUUAUUUCAAAUGUAUGUUUUUAGGUCUGACCCAAAGUAAACCUGAAACCCCUGGAUUAGUUAUUGUAGCUAACUGCAUAUAAUUAUCUUCAGGCAACUUUCCUAUUCAUUGUGCUGGUUUACUUGAAAUAGUUCCAGCACGUAACGAGGAUACGCAUGUUGAUCAGCGAGUUGUUGGAUGUACUUUAGAACUGUGGACAGAGCAAGACUAGCUUCUAGUCUUUAUGCUAAGGUAGGCUAACCGUGUCCUGACUCUGUGGUUAACACACAGACAUGAGAUUGAUACUCAUUUCUUCAUCUUUUCAUUUCCCAACUUAUUCCUUUUAAAUACCCCAUUUCAGUAUCAGUGGCAUCAUGGGGAUCAGUGAUUUCCAACCUCAGCCUGGUCCCAGGGACCAGCAACAGUUUUCAUGAAACUUAACGAUCCUGUUGAGAAAAAACACUCGCCAAAAGGUGAGGAUUUCAGUCAUUUGCAGCAGAGCAGUGGAUUCUGCCUGCCUUUCUCCCUCCAUGGAGGGGUCCCAGCAAACGUAGAAUGCAGUACGCAGAAGAAUACACUACAAGCCGAAUUGUCCAACAGUUUGUCAUCCCAAAAACAAACACCCAUUGCACUGUAACUGUUUCACACAGCUUAAUAAUAUUUAGUGCUUCUGGAAACUGAGCAAUCGAGCAUGCUGUAAGAGUAACUGAGGUAAAGGUUUAUCAGUCAUAUCUGUAUAGAAACAUGACUUGUCAGGUUCUUUGUCGCUUCAUUUCCACAUGUAUUGCUUUAAUAACCCCAUGUGUGAAUUCUGGUUGUGUGAAUAAAAUAAACAUAUGAUAACAA